AUGGCGAAUUUCUUAUCUCAGUUUCAGUUUAUCAAAAGUUCUUGCGAUCGCCUCAUCAUUGCAAUUGACGAUGUGAGUGAUUUGUGGCCCCUUGUGAAGGAAGGAUUUGAGAAACGGCUUCCAUUUAAAAGAGCUACAUUGAACAACAAAACUCGAAAUCCUGUGACUGUAGAUAAUCUUCCAGCCGAGUUUAUCUUAGCAUCAGAUCAAAGGGUCAGAAGUCGUUUCCUUCCAGAGCAACCAUUGUUUUGGUUUAAAGAACCAUAUGCAACUGUAGUUCUUGUGACCUGUGAGGAUCUGGAUGAGUUCAAAACAAUUCUGAAACCACGUCUGAAAUUAACCUUGCAAAAUGAUGAGAAACAGUGGUUCAUUGUGUUUGUGUCUAAAGCUACACCCAAUAAUGACCAAGCAUACAAGAUGGCACAAAAAGUUUAUGGAAGACUUGAAGUUGAUUUCAAUUCCAGAAAAAGGGAAAGGUGCUGCAAAUUUGAUCUACAUGGACCUGAAACAACUUUUUGGGAAGACUUACAACUCAAAAUCAUGGAGUGCCUUAGAAACAGUCUUGAUAGGCGUAUUCAGUUCUAUGAGGAUGAGAUUCGUAAGCUCAGUGAACAACGUUUUAUGCCUAUUUGGAGUUUCUGUAAUUUUUUCAUUCUCAAGGAGAGCCUGGCAUUCAUGUUUGAAAUGGCUCAUCUUCAUGAGGAAUCAUUGCGCGAAUAUGAUGAACUAGAGCUCUGUUAUUUGGAAACAGUUAAUAAUGCAGGAAAACAAAGGGAAUUUGGAGGAAUGGACCAUGGAGAUGAUCAAGCUGCAAUACUAAACCCUAACAACAAACAACUGUCACAAAUUGUUCAAGAUGAUUCCUUUAGGGAGUUUGAAUUUCGACAAUACCUUUUCUCAUGUCAAGCUAAGCUGUUAUUCAAGCUAAAACGUCCAUUUGAAGUUGCAUCAAGGGGGUUUUCAUUCAUUGUUAGCUUCUCAGAAGCAUUGACCUUACGUGAGAGUGGUUUGCCCUUCUGUAUGAGGGAAGUUUGGGUUUUAACUGCAUGCUUGGGGUUGGUCAACGCAACUGCUGACCAUUACAAAGAUGGAAUAGUGGCACCAGAGAUAGAAAAAGAAUUUUAUCGUGUAAAAGGAGAGUUGUAUACUCUAUGUCGCGUUAAGUUCAUGAGGCUUGCAUAUUUAAUUGGGUAUGGAUAUGAUAUAGAAAGAAGUCCAGUAAACAGUGCUUCGCUUAGCAUGCUACCAUGGCCUAAACCAGCAAUUUGGCCUUCAGUUCCCUCUGAUGCUGCAUCCGAAGUUCUUGUGAAAGAAAAAAUGAUUCAAGAAGCUACUCCAAGGAUCAAACAUUUUGGUAUUCAGAAGAAACCAUUGCCUCUUGAACCCUCUUUUCUUCUACAUGAAGCUAAUCGCCAAAAAAGCUCUCGUUCUGCAGGUAAUAUGGAUGAUCAUUCAAACAUUACUUUUUCAUUCAUUGCUAUCCGUUUUGUUAACAUAUUACAUGAUGCCAGCUCAGAUUCCGAAGCACAAUCAUCUCAACAAAGGAAACUCGCUGAAGUUUUUGUGGCUUCUCAACGUGCUCUACGUAAAACUAUCUCCGAUCCUGGUUUAUGGAACUCGUUGUCAUCUUUACAAGAGUUUGAGAAAAAGUAUCUGGAGCUAUCAAAGGGAGCUGCUCAUAACUACCAUUAUUCAUGGUGGAAAAGGCACGGAGUUGUCCUCGACGGUGAAAUCGCCUCCGUGUGCUUCAAAAACGGCAACCACGAUCUAGCUGCGAAAUCAUACGAGAAGGUUUGUGCGCUUUACUCCGGCGAAGGGUGGCACGAUUUGUUAGCCGACGUACUCCCAAACUUAGCCGAAUGCCAGAAAAUCCUCAACGAUCGAGCCGGAUACCUUUCGUCAUGUGUGCGAUUGCUUUCACUCGAUAAAGGCUUGUUCUUAACAAACGAACGACAAGCGUUUCAAUCCGAAGUCGUUCGUCUUGCUCAUAGCGAAAUGGAGGAUCCUGUUCCGUUAGAUGUGUCGUCGUUGAUAACAUUUUCCGGCAACUCAGGGCCGCCGAUGGAGCUUUGCGACGGAGAUCCGGGUUCGCUAUCUGUAACUCUAUGGUGUGAUUUUCCCGAUGACAUCACUCUUGAAUCGCUUAGUCUCACCUUAACUGCCACCAAUAACGCCGACGAAUGCGUCAAGGCAAUUAGAAGCGGCGAUGUAACGAUACUAAAGCCUGGUAGAAACACAAUCACGCUUUCUUUACCCCCACAGAAACCCGGUUCGUAUGUGUUGGGUGUUCUCACGGGGCAAAUUGGUCAUUUACGCUUUAGGUCUCAUGGUUUCUCAAGAGGUGGGCCCGCUGAUAGUGAUGACCUCAUGAGUUACGAUAAACCCACUCGACCCAUUUUAAAGGUGUUCAAACCAAGAUCCCUUGUUGAUCUUUCUGCAAAGGUUUCAUCUGCGUUAUUAAUGAAUGAAGCUCAGUGGGUUGGAAUAAUUGUAAAGCCAUUUAAAUACUCUUUAAAAGGAGCUGUUUUGCAUAUCAACACUGGGCCUGGGUUGAAGAUUGAGGAAAUAGAGUUACCAGAUUGGGCAAGUAAUAUUGUUGGUGUUUUGUGGAUACCUGUGCGUGCCAUAAAUGAAGGACUACCAAAAGGAACAUCUGCAGGGGUAGUAUUGUCCCAAAGAGCAAAUGUAGUCGAUGGACUAAGGACAUUAGCUCUAAAACUUGAAUUUGGAGUGUCAAGAAAUCAGAUAUUUGAAAAAACAGUAGCUAUUCAUUUCACUGACCCAUUCCACGUCAGCACACGCAUGGCAGACAAGGGCAAUGAUGGUGCUUUGCUUUUGCAGGUGAUAUUACAGUCACAAGUCAAAGCCUCGUUGACCAUUCAUGAUGCAUGGUUAGAUCUACAAGAUGGUUCUGUUCAUGAUGGAAAACCAACAUCUGCAUUGUUUCCUCUCAUUGUUCCCCCAGCCUCUAGAGCUGGAAUUCUAUUUGAUGAAAAGAAAGCAUUGCAUCCCGAUACGAUAUUAAAUAUUAAAUACAAAAUUUCGGGAGACAGAAAUCAUGGGUCUCAUACUCCCGUAUCCUUGGAAACAAAAGUACAUGACAAUGACAAUGAUGUAUUGACAUUCAGGAGUUCUCUUGAGUUACAACGACCUGUUCUAGAACCUUCUUUAGCAGUUGGUUUUCUUCCUCUUCCUUCAAAUGGUCUUAGAGUUGGGCAGCUUUUUACCAUGAAAUGGAGAAUCGAAAGAUUAAAGUUUUUUAAGGAUGAAACAGCUUCUAGUAACAACAACGACGAAGUAGUGUAUGAAGUGAAGGCAAAUUUAAAGAAUUGGAUGAUUGCCGGAAGGAAGCGAGGCCAUGCUCCCCUCUCCACAAAGCAAGGUUCAAGGAUCGAGAUUUCUAUAUUGUGUGUACCGCUAGGUGCCGGAUAUGUUCGGCCUCCACAACUGGAAUUGCCAAAUGUGAAUCGGGCAAAUAUAAUAUGCAAUCCUGCGGGCCCGCAUUUGGUGUGUGUCCUACCUCCGCCUUUGAGCUCUUCAUUUUGCAUUCCAGCGUGA
Lactuca saligna is the source of this 3558-nucleotide messenger RNA. Lineage: Eukaryota; Viridiplantae; Streptophyta; Magnoliopsida; Asterales; Asteraceae. The record is from the annotation of a GenBank genome assembly.